Molecule: messenger RNA, 1074 nt
Organism: Nymphalis io (European peacock)
Lineage: Eukaryota; Metazoa; Arthropoda; Insecta; Lepidoptera; Nymphalidae
Product: odorant receptor 94a-like
Exons: 10
Coding region: 40-1074 (344 amino acids)
Biological process (GO): detection of chemical stimulus involved in sensory perception of smell; sensory perception of smell
Cellular component (GO): plasma membrane
Molecular function (GO): olfactory receptor activity; odorant binding
Source: RefSeq, a predicted model, not a curated record
AAGAAAUUAUUGUAUAAUGUUUAUUCAUUUUUCAUAUUAAUGUUUAUGCUGGGUAUCUACAUCAUAGUACAAAUUGUGGACCUCAUCCAAAUUUGGGGCAAUUUACCUCUGAUGACUGCUACGAUCUUCUUGCUGUUCACAAACCUUGCUCUGGGGACAAAGGUAAUAAAUGCGAUAUGGAGAAAGAACACAAUUCUAUCAAUGUUAGAAGAGUCGAAUGAUGAAUUGUCUAAUGAGAGUAGGGAGCUGGGCAAGGAGAUUAUAAGGAGAUCUGACAGGGAGACCACCAAACAACUGGCCUUAUACUUCGCUUUAUCAUAUACAACCGUGCUUGGGUGGGCGUCGAGCGCAGAGAAAAAUCAACUGCCUUUACGAGCAUGGUAUCCAUACGACACGUCAAAAACUCCUACAUAUCAAUUGACCUACGCACACCAGACUAUAGCUGUAUCAUUGGCGGCCGUGGUCAAUAUAUGCUUGGACACCCUGGUUACGUCACUGAUAGCGCAGUGCCGCUGCCGGUUAAGACUGCUGGCGUUGUCUCUAAGGAAUUUGUGUGAUGACUUGGAGAUUUCCGAUAAGGGUGUCAUGACCGACGCGAGCAACACAAUCGUCUCUGAACGUCUACAAAACUGCGUGCUCCGACAUCAAACUGUACUGGCUCAGACCAGACUUUUGCAGACCUGCUUCUCGGCAUCUAUCUUCGCGCAAUUCUGCGUAUCUAUGGUCAUUAUAUGCGUGACAGCAUAUCAACUAGCGUUUUCAACCAGUUUCACGCGCGUCGUUUCUAUGGUUGCAUAUUUGACUGUUAUGAUGCUGCAAGUGUUUCUCUACUGCUAUCAUGGAAACCAGUUGGUUGAGGAGAGUGAAGGUGUAUCUGGUGCAGCAUAUGAUUGCCCCUGGUACACUUGCAGUUUACCGAUACGUCGGUCGCUUCUGCUACUCAUGACAAGAACUCGACGCGCUGCGCGGCUUACUGCUGCAGGUUUCACCGAAUUGUCACUAUCAUCUUUUAUGUCUAUAAUUAAGGCAUCGUACACUUUCUUCACUGUUCUGCAGCAAAUGGAAGAAUCUUGA